CUCUCUCCCUCUCUAUAUUUCCCGAUACCUUUGGAGCCUAAAUAAAUGUCCUAAAACUCUGUUUGAAGACAACAAACAAUGUCUUCAAAGCUUCAACUCCAGCUGAAGGAGCUUGGAUCCAAGCUUGAUAAUAACCCUCCAACUACUAAAGACUCUAUUAUCAAGCUCUUAAAGCAAGGUUCAGCAUUUCUUUCUGAGUUGGAGCAGUCACCGCCGAAAGCUAUGUUGGAGGCCAUGCAGCCCUUACAAGCUGCUAUAGUUAAACCAGAACUCCUAAAGCAUCAAGAUAGGGAGGUUAAGCUUCUUGUUGCCACCUGUAUCUGUGAGAUAACAAGAAUUACUGCACCUGAAGCUCCUUACAGUGAUGAUGUUCUAAAGGACAUCUUCCGUUUGAUUGUCAGCACUUUCAGCGGAUUGGGUGAUAUAAAUAGUCCAUCCUUUGGAAGAAGAGUUGUCAUCUUAGAAACUCUAGCAAGGUAUAGAUCAUGUGUUGUAAUGCUGGAUCUCGAGUGUGAUGAUCUUAUCAAUGAAAUGUUCCGGACUUUUCUCAAUGUUGUCAGGGACGAGCAUCAAGAUAGUAUUCUGACAUCAAUGCAAACUAUUAUGGUGGUUCUCAUAGAAGAGAGUGAAGAUGUUCGGGAGGAUCUUUUACAUGUCAUUUUGUCGGUUCUAGGUCGCCAUAAGAAAGAUGUUACAAUAGCCGGAAGGGGGCUUGCUAUGAAGGUGAUAGAGCAGUGUUCAGGAAAAUUGGAGCCCAGCAUAAAGCAGUUUCUUGUAUCUUCAAUGUCCGGAGACAGCAGACCAACAGCACUUGAUAUUGACUACCAUGAAGUCAUUUAUGAUAUUUACCGUUGUGCUCCUCAAAUCUUAUCAGGAGUUGUUCCCUACAUCACAGGAGAGCUACUGACAGAUCAGUUGGAUGUACGAUUAAAAGCCGUGCACUUAGUUGGGGAUCUUUUUGCUCUGUCGGGAUCUGCUAUCUCUGAAGCCUUUCAACCAAUUUUCUUGGAAUAUUUGAAGAGACUUACUGAUAGAAUAGUUGAGGUCAGAAUGUCUGUUCUUGAACAUGUCAAGGGAUGUCUGAUGUCAGAUCCAUUUAGACAAGAAGCGCCUCAGAUCAUCUCUGCCCUCCGGGACCGGCUGUUGGAUUAUGAUGAAAAUGUGCGCAAACAAGUUGUUGCGGUGCUUUGUGAUGCGGCAUGUAACGCCCUUACGUCCAUGAAGGUUGAUACAAUUAAGCUGGUCGCAGAGCGCAUUCGAGAUAAAUCACUUCUUGUUAAAAGAUACACACUGGAGAGGCUGGCUGAUAUAUACAGAAUCUAUUGCUUACACUCUUCCAGUGGCUCAGUUAAAGGCGUCGACUAUGAUUGGAUCCCUGGGAGGAUUUUACGAUGCUUUUAUGACAAAGAUUUUAGAUCAGACAUCGUUGAGCACAUUCUCUGCUCAUCCUUGUUCCCUAAUGAAUUCUCAGUCACGGAUAAAGUUAAAAACUGGGUUAAGGUUUUCUCAAGUUUUGACAAAGUUGAGGUUAGAGCACUUGAGAAGCUGUUGGAGCAGAAACAAAGGUUGCAGCAAGAGAUGAGGAGGUAUCUUUCUUUAAGGCAGAUGCAACAGGAGGGCGAUGCCACUGAGAUCCAAAAAAAAGUUUUAUUUUGCUUCCGCAUCAUGUCUCGUUGUUUUACUGAUCCUGGAAAGGCAGAAGAGAGCUUUCAGAUUCUUGAUCAGUUAAAAGAUGCUAAUGUCUGGAGGAUAUUAACAGCUCUCCUUGAUCCACACAGUAAUUCUAUUCGAGCUUCUAGUUCUCGGGAUGAAUUGCUCAAGAUCCUCGGUGAGAAGCAUCGGCUCUAUGACUUUCUGGGCACACUUUCAUUAAAGUGCUCAUAUAUACUUUUCAACAAGGAGCAUGUAAAAGAAAUCCUUCAGGAGACUAACAUGCAGAAAACUGCUGGAAGCACCGAUUUGAUUCUGUCUUGUACACAUCUUCUUGUGAUUCUUGCACGUUUCAGUCCAUUGCUGCUUAGUGGAAUUGAGGAAGAUUUGAUACAUCUUCUUGAAGAUGAUAAUGAGAUAAUUAAAGAAGGUGUCUUGCAUGUUUUGGCAAAGGCUGGUGGAGCCAUCCGAGAAAAAUUGGGAGAUUCUUCAAGGUCAUUAGACCUUAUGCUUGAGAGGAUUUGCUUGGAGGGAAGCCGGAGGCAGGCCAAAUAUGCUAUACAUGCUCUUGCAUCAAUAAUGAAGGAUGACGGGCUCAAGUCACUUUCUGUUCUAUAUAAGAGACUUGUUGAUAUGCUAGAUGAGAAGUCACAUUUACCUGCUGUACUACAAUCUCUUGGAUGUAUUGCACAGACUGCUAUGCCAGUCUUUGAGACAAGGGAGAAAGAGAUUGAGCAGUUCAUAAAGAAAAACAUAUUGGAGCUUAGUCAUACAUCAGAAGGUAAAGCCAAAGAACGUUGGGAGGACCGAAGUGAAAUCUGUUCAAUGAAGAUAUUUGGCAUUAAGACACUGGUCAAAAGUUAUUUACCAGUGAAGGAUGCCAACCUUCGGUUGGGAAUUGAUGACUUGUUGGGAAUCCUGAAAAACAUACUCUCUUUUGGGGAAAUCUCAAUGCAAAUUAAGUCAAGUUCUGUUGAUAAGGCCCAUUUAAGACUUGCUGCAGCAAAAGCUAUGCUUCGUCUGUCGAAGCACUGGGACCACAAGAUUCCUGUGGAUGUCUUUUACCUUACUCUUGGCACAUCAGAGGCCAGUUUCCCUCAAGUAAAGAAGUUAUUCCUCAACAAAGUCUACCAAUACCUAAAGGAUCGUUAUUUGGACCCAAAGUAUACUUGUGCCUUCUUACUUGACUUGCGGGUUCAGCAGCCAGAUUAUGAAGAGAUCAAGAGCAACUUAAGUGAUGUUAUCCAGAUCUAUCAGCAGGGGAAGGCACGUCAACAUUCUGCGCAGUCUGAAGCUAUUACCCCGGUUCCUUAUCCAGAAAACAUUCUACCAUACUUGGUCCAUGCUCUUGCUCAUCAUUCUUCAUUUCCUAACAUUGACGAAUGCAAGGAUGUUAAAGUAUUUGAACCUACUUAUAGGCAAUUGCACAUUUUCCUCUCAAUGUUGGUACAUGGAGAUGAAGAUGGGAAAUCUGAAGGUGGUAUUAGUAGAGAGAAGGAAAGCAUUUUAACGAUUAAUUCUAUCCUUCACAGUAUAAAACAUUCAGAAGAUGCAGUACAUUCCACAAAAUCAAAAAACUCAUAUGCUGUCUCAGACCUUGGCCUGGCGAUUACAAAUCGGCUAGUUCCUAACCAGGAUGAUCUUAAGGAGUUGAAAGCAUCAGUAUCACUACCUCCAUCGCUUUAUAAACAACAUGAGAAGGAUGAAGAGAAGGACCAGUCUCUGGUUGAAGGUAAGACAUGGUUGGCUGAUGAGAGCGUCAUGGUUCACUUUGAAUCAAUCAAGUUUGAAACUAACGGAACUCUGAAGUCAGAAAUUACUGAAGACGAGGCCAUGAAAGACAGUGAAACAGAAGGAAAUGAGGUGCCUUUGGGAAAAAUAAUGGAACGGCUUAAAGCUAGAUCUAAGAUGCGGAAAGAGGUGAAGGAUGAUUCUUCACCUGCCGAGGUGAGAACUGAAAAUGAUGUUGACAUCUUGAAAGUGUUGAGGGAGAUAGAUUCAGGUAGUGUUGGCGAUGAUAAUAAGUUGGAUGCAAGCAAUGGCCAUGAAUCUGCAGUCAAAACUGAAGCCAGCAAUAAACGUCAGAAAAGAAAAACAGGAACUGAUAUUUCUGUACCAAAAAGUGCAAAGCGACAAAGGUCAUCUUCUACUUCGGUCCAUAAACUUUCUCCGAAACUCAAGGAUUCUGUUGAAAAGGAGGAUGAUCUUCAAUCCAUGUCAGAAGAUAAGUCCUCAGAAGAAAAUGUUUUUGAACCUGAAGAGUCAGACCUAUUAACAUCAUCUAUUAGGAAGAAAACGAGCCUCCCAUCUAAGCAAAAGCGUAAAGCUACUGAUAAGAAUUAUAGUUACACUCAUGAAGUUGGACUGGAUAGCCGUGAAGUGAAAAAAACUAAAGGAAACACAGCAGCAGUUAAUACACAUAUUGAAAGUAAUAACAAGUCAGGAUCUCUCAAGAAACAGAAGAAGAAAAGUGUAGCUGGGCUGGCCAAGUGCUCGUCAAAGGGUGAUACAACUCCCACUGUGGACUUGAUUGGUUGCAGAAUAAAAGUUUGGUGGCCCAUGGAUAAGAAGUUCUACGAAGGUGUUGUUAAGUCUUUUGACACUCAAAAAAGCAAACACGUUGUGCUAUAUGAUGAUGGUGAAGUAGAAGUCCUCCGAUUGGACAAGGAAUGUUGGGAGCUUCUUGGUGGCGUGAAGAAGCCUGUGAAGGGUUCAAAUUCCAAAAAGGUUUCAGGCUACGAGAAAGUAUCUGGAGAGAGGAAAAAUAAGGCUCUUGCUGUCUCCAGGCAAAAGAAAGAGACAGAUAAGAUGUCUCCAUUAUCGCAAGUACGAGGAAAGAGAACUCCGAGGAAGAAUUUGAAGUAUGGACAAAAAGGCCUAUCAAAAUCUUCUUUGAGCAGAAGAAGCCUGCUUUUAGGCAAGCCGUUGGCAACCUCAAAGUCCAAGGUGGACAAUUUAAGCUCAGGUAAUUCAGAAAGUGAACAGAAAGAGAGUACGCAUGGUAGUUCAUCUGAACACGAACUGUCUGACAAGGAUGAGAUAUCAUACUCUGAUGGGAAACCAGUGGCUGAAGCUGAUAGGUCGAGUGGCAUGGAAGAGUCCGAAGAAGAAGAGAAUAAAGAAUUUGAGGAUGAACCUGGCACCUCUCAGGAUUCUCGUGGAUCGGACGAGGAGAUCUCUUCUUCACAUGAGAAACCACAGGCAGAUGUAUCUACAGAGAAGUCGAAUGAUGAUGCUGAAAGAUCAGAUUCUCAUGGGAGUGUAGGAGAUGAUGCAGACAGUCAUUCAACUGAUCGAGACGACUCUGAAAGUAGUUCGGCUGCUAAAUCCGAUGAAGAAUCAUCAGACGAUGAGCUACUUAGCACGUGGAAACAACGAGUAGGGAAAUCAGCUGGAGGGAAGUAAACCAGCAGAAAAAGGCCGUCAUGUGAUCCUGGCUAAUGAUUUUUAGAGAUGCAGCAUCCUAGAGAGCACGUGGCAUCAAGCCAAAAGAAGCUUGCUGCAAGACGAUGAUACCAUUAACAGUGACAUUAAUAAGUUUAUGAAGUACAGUUUACCACAUAAAAAAUGGUAGGUCACAGGUUUAUUAAAUGUUAGGGAGUAAGGGACAAGAAUGUGCAUUCCCACAGUUUGUGUAGCUGCGGUCUAGAGGUAACUGAUAUGAGUCAAUAGCAGUUGUCUUAGGCAUUGUACAGCUCUAAUUUAGUAAGUUAGCAUUAACUUACCCAAAUAACCGAUCCUGUGUUGCAGCUCGGUUUUUGUUGUAGUUUUGUGUCAUCAUUUUGUAUAUUAUGUUGUUUAGAGUAGCAACAGAAUUGCGUCUGUUCGUAGUUCCUCCUCCUCCUUUAUAGGAUCCGUGGAUUCGUGUGAACACUGGAUUUGUAAGCAUUUGUGGUGUAUGGAAUCAGUAACAUUAGCAUGCUUUUCGCUUUUA
Messenger RNA from Lycium ferocissimum, 5584 nucleotides. RefSeq names its product sister chromatid cohesion protein PDS5 homolog A. NCBI's taxonomy places the organism in Eukaryota, Viridiplantae, Streptophyta, Magnoliopsida, Solanales, Solanaceae. The record is from RefSeq and is a predicted model, not a curated record. Gene Ontology annotation, biological process: DNA repair; mitotic sister chromatid cohesion. Gene Ontology annotation, cellular component: nucleus; chromatin. Bases 79 to 5055 code for a protein of 1658 amino acids. The transcript has 33 exons.